ACUAUGUUCUAACAAUGUUGAUAGUUUCCUUAUUACUACCAUGUUUCAACAAACCUCUUUCUCUAUAAAUACAUGGUUUCUCCAAAGCCUCAAGGCAUCAAACAAGUCCUCUCUUUCUACUCUUCUUCUUCUUCUUCUUCUUCUUCUUCUUUAUUGAGCUGAAUUGCAGGUGAUCCAAUGAGAUUACAAGCCGGUGGCCCCUUCGGGGGUCAUCUAUUGCCGGCCAUUGCCGCAGCACUUGCCUUAUUCCUAGCUUCAAGCAAUGUAGCUAUUGCCUCAACAGAGCUACCAUACAUCUAUGCAUCACCACCACCUCCUUAUCUUUAUAAAUCUCCACCACCUCCUUCACCAUCUCCUCCACCACCCUACUAUUACAAAUCACCACCACCACCAUCACCAUCUCCUCCACCACCUUAUUACUAUAAAUCACCUCCCCCUCCCUCUCCAUCACCUCCACCUCCCUAUUACUACAAGUCUCCACCUCCUCCUGAUCCUUCACCACCGCCUCCAUACUAUUACAAAUCUCCUCCACCGCCGGAGAAGUCUCCACCACCUCCUUACUAUUAUAAAUCCCCUCCUCCGCCUUCACCUUCACCUCCACCUCCAUACUACUACAAGUCUCCACCUCCUCCUGAUCCUUCACCACCGCCUCCAUACUAUUACAAAUCUCCUCCACCGCCGGAGAAGUCUCCACCACCUCCUUACUAUUAUAAAUCCCCUCCUCCGCCUUCGCCUUCACCUCCUCCUCCAUAUUACUACAAGUCUCCACCUCCUCCUUCUCCUUCACCACCGCCUCCUUACUAUUACAAAUCUCCUCCACCGCCGAAGAAGUCUCCACCACCUCCUUACUAUUACAAAUCACCUCCUCCACCUUCACCUUCACCUCCUCCUCCAUAUUACUAUAAGUCUCCACCUCCUCCUGAUCCUUCACCUCCACCUCCCUACUAUUACAAAUCUCCUCCUCCACCGGAGAAGUCUCCACCACCUCCUUACUAUUAUAAGUCACCUCCUCCACCUUCACCUUCGCCUCCUCCUCCAUAUUAUUAUAAGUCUCCACCUCCUCCUUCUCCCUCACCUCCACCUCCAUACUAUUACAAAUCACCUCCACCACCUUCUCCUUCACCUCCACCACCGUACUACUACAAAUCUCCUCCGCCACCUUCACCAUCUCCUCCACCUCCCUACUACUAUACAUCUCCUCCACCACCUUACCAUUACUCACCAAUUGUUAAGGUGGUCGGUUCAGUCUAUUGCUACAAAUGCUACAACUGGAAAUACCCGGUUGAAUCUCACAUCAAGAAAUUAUUCAAAGGUGCUGUAGUGAAGGUGACAUGCACAGCUGGUCAUGAUGCAUACAUUGCUUAUGGAGUGACAAAGGGCUAUGGCAAAUACAGUGUGGCAAUCAAGGGCUAUCCUUACUGGAAAUAUGGAGCAGAGGGUUGCAAAGUUGAGCUCCAUGCAGCACCAAAGGGGUCUGUUUGCAAUAUCCCUACAAGCUUAAAUAUGGGUACCAAGCUCAGAGUUGUGUCCAAGACACAUGGUCAUGAUCAAAUUGUUCUAAAGGCUAAAUCCCUUGCAUAUGCACCAGAGAAACCAUAUGCCGAAUGUGAAAAGCCCAAACCUCCUGUUUAUCACUACACAUCUCCUCCUCCUCCGGUGGAGUCUCAUCCACCAGUAUAUUACUAUAAAUCCCCUCCACCACCAUCACCCUCUCCUCCACCUCCUUACUACUAUAAAUCUCCACCACCACCAUCGCCGUCUCCUCCACCUCCUUACUACUAUAAAUCUCCACCACCACCGUCGCCAUCUCCUCCACCUCCUUAUUACUAUAAAUCUCCACCACCACCAUCGCCAUCUCCUCCACCUCCUUAUUACUAUAAAUCUCCACCACCACCCUCACCGUCUCCACCUCCGCCUUACUACUACAAGUCUCCGCCACCACCAUCACCAUCUCCUCCACCUCCUUAUUACUAUAAAUCACCACCACCUCCAUCACCAUCUCCUCCACCUCCUUAUUACUAUAAAUCACCACCACCUCCAUCACCAUCUCCUCCUCCACCCUAUUUCUACAAAUCACCUCCUCCACCCUCACCAUCUCCUCCACCUCCAUACGUCUACAAAUCACCACCACCACCGUCGCCGUCUCCUCCGCCUCCUUACUACUACAAAUCACCACCACCUCCAUCACCUUCACCUCCACCUCCAUACCUCUACAAGUCCCCACCACCUCCAUCUCCAUCUCCUCCACCUCCGUACGUCUACAAGUCCCCACCACCUCCAUCACCUUCACCUCCACCACCCUACCUCUACAAAUCUCCUCCACCUCCAUCGCCAUCUCCUCCACCUCCGUAUGUCUACAAGUCACCACCACCACCAUCGCCUUCACCUCCACCACCCUACCUCUACAAAUCUCCUCCACCUCCAUCUCCAUCCCCACCUCCUCCCUACAUCUAUUCCUCCCCACCACCUCCCAUUCAUUAUUAAGAGUAAAAAGUUCGGCACUCUCAUCUCCUCCUCCAAAACCAGGCUUCCUGACUAACAGAAUAAAGAGAGUUUGGCAAAGCACAAGGCUGUUGUCUACAUGUCAUUAUCACAAUGAAUAUCAUACUUGGAUGAGAAACCUAAUCAAUAAUAUGCAUGCAAUUCUCAUAGCAUGCAUGUUGUGGAAGAAGUACUACUGCACUGAGCUUUGCCAAAGAUCUCCAAAUGAAAUAAAUGGGAGGAAGUGAAGGAGUCGGAUGGAACUUGGAUUCUUGUAUUCGUUGUGUGAAUUCAUGAAUUUUCUUCUUAUUUGUUUAUCAUAUUUUUCUAUGUGAAUGGCAUUUGUUUCAUUUAAGAUGUAAUAUUGGUGCACGCAUCCCAGUAAAUCAAUAAAUAACAUGAGUUUUAA
Molecule: messenger RNA, 2890 nt
Organism: Dioscorea cayenensis subsp. rotundata (Guinea yam)
Lineage: Eukaryota; Viridiplantae; Streptophyta; Magnoliopsida; Dioscoreales; Dioscoreaceae
Product: extensin-2-like
Exons: 3
Coding region: 178-2484 (768 amino acids)
Biological process (GO): plant-type cell wall organization
Molecular function (GO): structural constituent of cell wall
Source: RefSeq, a predicted model, not a curated record